GUUUUAUUAAAAUAUACAAUUAAAUUAAAUCAAACAGCUAUUGAUAUUGAAGACAUAUCAACGAUACAAGAUGAAGAAGAAGUGUUAGUAUUACCAUUUUCAGUAUUUAAAAUUAAAAAUAUAAUUGAAAAUCGUCCAAAUAUGAGUUCACCAAUGUUAAUUGAAAUUGAUUUAGAAGAGUGUGAAGAUGACGAACAAAUAAAUAAUAAAAAACAGGAAAUACCACUGCGUGGAAGUUUGGUGGAUAUUCAUCCAAAUGCCAAAUGGAACAACAAUGGACAAACGGUAGCAGGACAAAAUCCGUCACUCUCUAAGCCCCAAGGUUUAUAUGUGGGUGAUAAUCAAACUGUUUAUGUCGCUGAUUAUGGAAAUCAUCGUAUUGUGGCAUGGAAAUCUGCUGAAACAAAUGGACAAGUAGUGGUUGGUGAACAUGGACAAGGGAACGAUGCUCACCAAUUGGAUAAACCAACAGAUGUGAUUGUGGAUAAAGAGAGAGAUAGUCUCAUUAUUUGCGAUCGCGGGAAUAAAAGAGUAGUUCGAUGGCCUCGUCAAAAUGGAACAAGUGGAGAAACAAUUAUUUCGAAUAUCUCUUGUGUGGCUUUAACAAUGGACGAAAAUGGAUCUCUCUAUGCCACUGAUUGGGAUAAGGAUGAAGUAAGACGAUAUCGAAUGGGUGAAUCUCAAGGAACAGUAGUGGCAGGUGGAAAUGGACAAGGACAUAAUCUCAAUCAGCUGAGUUUGGCCUCUUACAUAUUCGUCGAUCGAGAACAUUCAGUGUUCGUCUCUGAUUUUUACAAUCACCGCGUAAUGAAAUGGAUAGAAGGUGCAAAAAUAGGUAGUGUUGUCGCUAGUGGUCAAGGACAAGAAAAUUAUCGGACACAAUUGCGUUAUCCUAAGGGAGUCCUAGUUGAUCAAUUGGGUACUGUUUAUGUGGCUGAUGAACAUAAUCAUCGAAUUAUCCGUUGGGCUAAAAAAGCAAAAGAAGGAGAUGUUAUUGUUGGUGGAGAUGGUUAUGGAGCACAAGCUAAUCAACUCUAUUUACCCAAGGGAUUGUCAUUUGAUCGACAUGGUAAUCUCUAUGUGGUCGAUCAGGGAAACAAUAGAGUACAACGAUUUACAAUUGAAAUGCCAUCGAAUUAA
This is a messenger RNA of Rotaria sp. Silwood2, 1140 nucleotides long. NCBI's taxonomy places the organism in Eukaryota, Metazoa, Rotifera, Eurotatoria, Philodinida, Philodinidae. The record is from the annotation of a GenBank genome assembly.